Molecule: messenger RNA, 5604 nt
Organism: Drosophila biarmipes
Lineage: Eukaryota; Metazoa; Arthropoda; Insecta; Diptera; Drosophilidae
Gene: nahoda
Exons: 11
Coding region: 866-4873 (1335 amino acids)
Source: RefSeq, a predicted model, not a curated record
GUUUCGAUCGAGACGCACUUGAGUGCGGACGUGUGGUGCGCUUGGGCUUGCGAUUUCCGAUUUCCUGCUGAGCUCUGCGGUGUCGUCGCAUACUUCGUGCCUUCCGGAGCGUGGAUCCCCUGGAUUUUUGCGGUCGUUGUGCAAGUGCUCGGCAGUCACGUACAGCCGUUGCAACAAGAGUACGAAAGUAUCGAAACUGACGAACCAAAAGCCGCCAGAAGCAACCAAAUCAAUGUGGCAAAUAGUGUACUUUCGAUGCGCGCUCGUUGAUUGAUUAACACAUCACCUCCCACACUCAUACCCAUAGGUACUGCAGUACUUAUUGCUCAGUACCCGCUUCCCUGUGGGUGCAAUCCGCUGGAAUCGAAAACUUCGCGGUGUGCAUCGUCAGCGGAGAACGUUAAAAACAACAAAAGCGAGUUAAGAGUGCCGCGGUUGCAUUGUUUUGACUUUGAUCGUGUGUCGUGCGCUCCGCAAUCCGCAAUCCGUCAGCCGCCCCUCGCCCCAUCGACGGAGCGCGUGCGUGCUGUAACUCUUGAUUAGCCCCGGUCGGUCCUGGAUUCGGAUUGGGAUUGGAACCAAGAUUGGGAUCUUCCAGUGCGCCUGCAUUUUUCCUAGCUUGCCGCCGCCCACAUCCAGCUCUGGCAUUCGCCAUUGCAGCUCGUUCUGUCUUCAGAGCCAACCACUCGCCGGCUGAGAUGUGCGUCCAAUUGGUGGCAACAUUAAUUAUAUAACUACCAAACGCCGUCAAAAUCCCCGCUGAAAUCAAUUGCACAAAAGAAGAGAAAGACUCGCCAAGCGGUGCUAAUGCGAAAGGAAACUCCCCGACAAUCGCCAGAAAUUGCAAAGAAAUAAAUUAUACAAAAUGUCUAUAAAUACAAGACAUUCGCCGUUCGGGCUCGGCGGCGCCCUGCUGCUGCUCGCCGCCUGGUGCCUCUGCCACCUGGCACACUUCGGCUCGGAGGCGCAUGUGGCCCUCACCUACCCACCUGCCCGCAAGUACGACCUGGACUUUCUGGACAACGCGCGGACGAAGGCGCCGUGUGGCAUGCCCAAAGGCUCCAUCCGCACGUCGCUGCUCUCCGGCACGCAGUUCAACGUCACCUGGCAUUUGGCCUUUGCGCACAAGGGCGGCUUUCGGUUGCAACUAUUGGAUGCCCUCGAUCGACCCGUUUUGGACCUGACGCCCCAUGUGAAUAGCUCGGAGUUUGUGAGCACUGGUGUCACGGCCCAGUCCUACCAGGUGAAGAUCCCGAACGACUUCGAGUGCUUCAACUGCACCCUCAGGCUGCUCCGCCAGGCGGAUGAGUGGUCCAACAGCUACCGCUUCUGGUCCUGCGCCGACGUGGACAUCAAGCAGCGCAAGGACUUCAAGGAGACCUGUUCCGGAAACGGCAAGUACUUCCCCUCGCGGUGCAAGUGCGACAAGAACUUCUACGGCCCGCAGUGCCAGUACAAGGACGAGUGCUCCGCGGACUCCGACUGCGGAGUGCAGGGCAAGUGCGUGGACCUGGGAGGCAGCUCGCUGCCCCGGCAGCAGUGCUACUGCAACUUUGGCUGGUUCGGCAUCGGAUGCAACAAGCGGUCGCCCUACAAGAGCACCAGCCUCGACCUCUCCUCGUACUCGAAGAAGGAGCUGUCGCCCGACUACCACGUCUACUGGAGGCUUCUCGAGGAGCAGAAGGAGAUCGAGAUGGUUCUGAGGGUCAACAGCACUUCCUGGGUGGGACUCGGCUGGAGGCCGCGUGGCAUGACGCCGGAGUGCAAGAACUUCCCGCUGAUAAGGGACAUUGGCGAUCUGACCACAACGCUGGAGGCCUCUGCACCGGAACCGGAACCCAAGAGCGAGCCGGAACCCAAGAGCGAGCCGGAACCCAAGAGCGAGCCGGAACCCAAGAGCGAGCCGGAGCCCAAGAGCGAGCCGGAACCCAAGAGCGAGCCGGAGCCCAAGAGCGAACCGGAACCGUCUAGUGAACCGGAACCUAAGAGCGAACCGGAGCCCAGUAGCGAGCCUGAGCCCAAGAGCGAGCCAGAGCCUACUAGCGCACCGGAACCCAAGAGUGAGCCGGAACCAAGGAGCGAACCGGAACCUAAAAGCGAGCCUGAACCUAAGCGAUUAGCCGAGCUUAGAGCAGCACCAGUACCUACGAGUGAGCCGGAACCAAAGAGCGAACCAGAACCGUCUAGCGAACCGGAACCUAAGAGCGAGCCGGAGCCGACUAGCGAACCUGAGCCCAAGAGCGAACCAGAGCCUACUAGCGCACCGGAACCCAAGAGUGAGCCGGAACCAAAGAGCGAACCGGAGCCCAAAAGUGAGCCGGAACCCAAGAGUGAACCGGAACCCAAGAGCGAGCCAGAACCCCCUAGUAAGCCGGAACCCUCCAGCGCACCGGAACCCAUGAGCGAGCCGGAUCCGACUAGCGAACCGGAACCCAAGAGUGAGCCGGAACCUAAGAGUGAACCGGAGCCCAAGAGUGAGCCGGAGCCAAAGAGUGAACCGGAACCCAAGAGUGAACCGGAAGCGCAGGGCGCGAAAUCCAAAAGAGUUGCUGGAGACUUUGCCCAAAAGCAGGGCGUCACCUCCGUAUCCACCAGUGUUUCCUAUCGCGUCAGCACCAAGGCAGAUCGUCAGCGCCGUGAGGCAGAGUCACCUAAAUACCGACUAAAUCCCUACACACCACGUCAUGACUUCAACGGAAUGGACUGCACGGACAUCGUGAUCGGAGCAGCUCGGGGACUGGCCAGCAGGGUGGGUGACUACUACAGCCGAGAUCGCUCCACGCCGCGCAUCGACGAAUUCUGGGGCGGCAAGUCAAACCUGGCUUUGGGCACGGGCUUCGAGGAGAACGGCGUGACCACGAUCAUCUUCCGCAAGAAACUGGUGGCCAACGAGCCCACCGACCACACCCUCGACGAUGCCCUCACCCAUGUCAUUUGGGCCAAGGGACAGGAGCCAGAGUCCGCAGCAGUCAAGAACUUCUAUCUGCCGGACGAGAUCAAAUACCACGGCGGCCAAAUGCAACGAGGCGUCACUCAGAUCAAUUUCUUUGAAAAGGAAAAGUCCGCUACCAGCACGGACCGUAAUGACCUGGGCACCAAUGUGCUGGACAACGAUUGCUUUGGCCACUGGAAGUAUCCGUCCAACUGCUCUCCCCAGGAGCACACCUGCGAGUACUACGCCAGCUGGGAGACGGUCGGAAAGGGCGACGAGAUGCGUUGGCACAUCGAGACGUCGAACACGCAGACCUGGACGGGAAUUGGCUUCAGCGAUGACCAGAGGAUGUCCCAGACGGACGCCAUCAUUGGCUGGGUGGACAGCCGCAGCGGCAGACCCUUCCUCAUGGACACCUGGGUGCUGGGCUAUGCCCCGCCGAAGCUGGACGAUCGCCAGGACAUCUACAACGCCUCCGGCCGCAUCGAGAAGGGAGUGACCAUUCUGGAGUUCAACCGCAAGCGGGUCAGCAAUGACGAACAGGAUCUGUCCUUCACCGACGACCACUGCCUCUACCUGUUCUUCCCCGUUCUCGGAGGCGCCUUCAAUGUGGUCAACAAGAAGAUCCGCAAGCACGAGCAGGUUCCUCCAAUCUCUUCGCAACGUGUCUGCAUCAAGUCCUGCGGCAAGGAACUCGAGUCCGUUUUUGUGGGCACCAGCACCCCGGCUCCCAGCCGUCUGGUCUACGCUGUGGCCGUGAAGUUGAUGAACCUGGGCGAAUCCUAUGAGGCACCAAAACCGGGAACAGUAGAGUUCAACAACCUGGCGGCUACUAUUUCGGAUUCAUUCAAUGGCAUCCUAAGUCCGCUGACUGGUUACUACAAAACCGAGAUUCUUGGAUUUGAAAAGGAGGGCAGCACCAUGGUGGCCAAGGUUCAGACCAUGUUCGACAAGGCGGAUGUGGAGAAGAAGCACGACCUGGAAACCAACGAGGUGGACAAAACCAGCGAGGCAGCUGCUCAGAAGAACGCCGACAAGAUCCGAGCGGCCCUGAAGGACCAGAUAGCCACAGGUCGAGUGGGUUCCCUGACGGUGGAUCCCCAGUACCUGGACUUUGAGGCUUUGGAAUACAAGAGCACCUCCGAGCCCAAUGCCAAGGAGACUCUACUGUCGUUCUUCGAUCUCUCCGAGACCCGCUUGUACAUCGUGCUGGGCCUGAUUGCAGCCUUGGUCCUCAUCGCCUUGAUCCAGGCAUUCUGCACCAUUUGGAAGUCCUCCCGAAAGAGCAAGAACACCAAGGAGAAACUCAUCAAGAACUCGCCCUGGAAGGAGUUCGCCUCGAACACCAACUACGCCUUCGAUCCCUACGGCGAGACGGAGGAGAAGAACAUCAGCAGCAGCACGGCGGGCAAGGAGAAGGCCCGCCACCGCCACCAGUCGACCACGAGCAGCCAGCAGACGACGCUGCCGAUGUCCCACUCCCCGACCAGCAAGUCCCAGAUGUACUACGAGAGCCCCAAUGGCCAGGGCAAGAGCGGAACCAACGGACGCGCCACGCAGGAGAGCAGCGUGGGCGGAGCCAACGGAGGCGGAGCCCCCUACUCCCGCAGCUCCUAUGCGGAGCGAGCCUACUCGCUGCCCCGGCAGGCGCACCACUACCAGCAGAGCCCGGCCAGCAUGCAGCCCUCGGGCUACUACACCCACGACAGGCGGGCCGCUCGCCAGGGCAGCCGGGACAGGGAGCGAGAGCGGGAGCGCGAGGAGGAGCGUCGCCAUCGCCAGGACCGCGACCGGGACUCCGGCUACGAUCGGUCGCGAGACGAUCCGCGGCAGAACGGCGGAUCCGACACGCCGGACUUCUACUUCAUGCCCUCGCAGCGCAAGUACUCCGGGGAGGUGGUGCGCGUCUACGUGGACUACAACAAGGAUCCGAAGCACUAGGCUCAAAGCACAUCCGUCUAUUUAACGCUCGUUUUAAGUCCUAUCAUUCUGUACUCCGUCCCUCCGUUCCAAUCCGUUCUUAGGGACCACAGAGGAAAAGCCUUGGCUUGGGGUCAAUCUGGUAUUCGCGGCUUUAAAGGGUCAAUUACCGUAACUAAAAAAAAACUUGAACUGUUUCCCUUUUAUGGAUCUGUAGGUUAAACUCACAUAACAUUGCGAGCAAUUUGAAUUCAGGUUAAACUUUAACCGUACAUUGAGAAAUAGGCUCUUAAAGUGCUAUUUUCGAUAACACCUAAACGGGUUCUUCCAGCUUUGAAUACACCUUAAUUUAACGUUUCAAAAAAGAAAAUACCCCAUUGACCCCGACCUAAGGUUGACCUGUGCCCCUUCGUUUCCCCGAGCUCUCCCUAGUUUCGAUUUUGCCAUAACGCAGUCUCGCUGCAUCGGCGUUCCAGGUGCGCAAGCUUUACCACAAAACGCACAAUGCAUGAUUCCACAACUUAGUGAAUUGUAAAUAUUUUGAAUAGACUAGAGCUCUUGCAACAAGAAACAGAACAAAGCCACACACAAAUCACGCAAAAUUAUGAAGCAAACUCUGCGCCUAGGUACGUGCAUUCAGAAUGUUUUCGCAUUGUCUUAUCUUAAAUGUGCAAAAAAUCAUAGUCACUGUAUUUAAUCAAAUUAAAAUACGCAAUAAGUACAUAUAAAUAAAGUUAAGUACAUUAAAAACA